Messenger RNA from Hydatigera taeniaeformis, 504 nucleotides. The record is from the annotation of a GenBank genome assembly. Lineage: Eukaryota; Metazoa; Platyhelminthes; Cestoda; Cyclophyllidea; Taeniidae.
AUGAACUGUCAGAAGGUGCGUCUUGCUCAGGUCGAGGAGGAGGCCCGACAGACGCAGGUGACCAACGAGCGCCUAAUGAAUGAACGUGAACGCCUUCGAGAAAUUGUAGCUCGCGAGGUGGAGGAGGAGAUAGCCGAUGUUAGGUCCAAGGCUAACCAAGCACAACGCGAACUGGCUGAAGUACGAGCACAGGCCAACGCUGAAGUUGCCCGCCUCCAGACCGAGUUGGAGGCCUCCAGGCGAAAUGCAGCCGAAGAAUUGGAGUCAGUUCACCAGAGGAUAAAAGAGGCAAUCGUGAUGAAGGACGAGAAUAUAAAGGAGUUAGUGCGAAAACACGAGAAAGAGGUGAAAGAGCUAACUACACAGUUAGUGAUGAUGAGGAGGACACAAAGCACCGACGAGGAAGACCGUCGCUGUGCUCCCGCAGGGAGUGCUAGGAGAGGAGCCAAGGUGAGGAGUUUCGCACCCACCACGAUGCGGACCACCUCCCUACGCCGGCGCUGA